Molecule: messenger RNA, 2221 nt
Organism: Salvelinus sp. IW2-2015
Lineage: Eukaryota; Metazoa; Chordata; Actinopteri; Salmoniformes; Salmonidae
Source: RefSeq, a predicted model, not a curated record
AUAGAAGAAGAACUCUAGCUAGUUCAAGCUAAUAACAACAACACUCUGCAGCGUAUAUAAAUAUUUGGCUGCAGUUUCCGAGACGUUAAGCUAUCACCUGUUUGCGUUGGUUUGUAGUAAAAACAAAAACUAGAUACUUGUUCAUUUGUCAAAAAUACCACUUUAUACAUGUUCGUUCAAUAAUAUUUAAACAAAUUUUGUCCCAGUUUCACAUUUUUGUAUAGCUAACGUUAGCCAGCUAAUGUUAACACAAUAAGGGCCUUAACUAGCCAGAGUUACUGUAACGUUGAUCGCUUGACAUUUUGAACGCGAGAAUCGAAGGCUUGCCUGCAAAAACUUGCCCCUGUUCCAGCGGAGAAAUAUAUUAUAUAUAUAUAUUUAGCCAACUAACUAGCUAGGUAGAAGUCAAGUGGUUUUUAAAAUGAGGGGCGGUUCAUCGUAUGGAGAUCGAGACAGGGACCGUGGUCGCGACAGGGGGUUUUUGUUCUUAUUAUUAUCUCAGAUAUUGUUUUCUGUCUUUCAGUAUGACUUGGAGGAGUUUCGCAGGAAGAAGGAAAUCACUAUCAGGGGGUCAGGCUGCCCGAAACCUGUCAGUAGCUUCUCCCAGGCCCAUUUUCCCCAGUAUGUGAUGGAUGUGCUGAUACAGCAGAACUUUAAGGAGCCCACAGCUAUCCAGGCACAAGGCUUCCCUCUGGCCCUGAGUGGCAGGGACAUGGUGGGCAUCGCACAGACAGGUUCUGGGAAAACCUUAUCGUAUCUCCUGCCUGCCAUUGUGCACAUUAACCACCAGCCCUACCUAGAAAGAGGAGACGGACCAAUCUGUUUGGUUCUGGCACCAACUCGAGAGCUGGCCCAGCAGGUUCAGCAAGUGGUACAUGAAUACGGCAAGUCAUCACGCAUCAAGAGCACCUGUGUCUACGGGGGAGCGCCCAAGGGACCCCAGAUCCGUGACCUGGAGAGAGGUGUUGAGAUCUGCAUUGCCACCCCGGGUCGUCUCAUUGACUUCCUGGAGGCAGGGAAGACCAACCUACGGCGCUGCACCUACUUGGUGCUGGACGAGGCUGACAGAAUGCUUGACAUGGGCUUUGAGCCUCAGAUCCGCAAGAUUGUUGACCAGAUUCGGCCUGACAGGCAGACCCUGAUGUGGAGUGCCACCUGGCCCAAGGACGUGCGGCAGCUAGCAGAGGACUUCCUGAAGGACUAUGUCCAGAUCAACGUGGGAGCCCUGGAGCUGAGCGCCAACCACAACAUCCUGCAGAUUGUGGACGUGUGCACGGAGAGUGAGAAGGACAACAAGCUGCUCCAGCUGAUGGAGGAGAUAAUGGCUGAGAAGGAGAACAAGACCAUCAUCUUUGUGGAGACCAAGAAACGCUGCGAUGAUCUGACCCGCAGAAUGAGACGCGAUGGGUGGCCAGCGAUGUGUAUCCAUGGUGACAAGACUCAGCCAGAGAGAGACUGGGUGCUGACAGAGUUCCGUAGUGGCAAGGCUCCUAUUCUUAUUGCUACUGAUGUGGCCUCACGUGGUUUGGAUGUGGAGGAUGUCAAAUUUGUCAUCAAUUAUGACUACCCAAACUCCUCUGAGGACUACAUCCACCGUAUCGGCCGUACUGCCCGUAGCACCAACAAGGGUACAGCCUACACAUUCUUCACCCCGGGCAACCUUCGUCAGGCCCGUGAGCUCAUCCGUGUCCUAGAGGAGGCCCGGCAGGCCAUAAACCCCAAGCUGCUGCAACUGGUCAACACUGGCCGUGGAGGAGGUGGGAGAAUGCGUUUCCAUGGCAAUGGCUCCAACGCCAACAACCCCAACCUGAUGUAUCAGGAUGAGUGCAACCGGCGCAUGCGCCCCGUGGGCAGCAAGGACAGCCGGGGAGAGCAGCGGCACGGGAGAGCAGCAGCAUCAGCCGCAGCAUCAGCCGCGACGCGAGAUGAGGAGCAGCCGUACCAGAGCGGGAGCAGCCAGUACAAGUUCUGGGAGCACAAUGGGGGCAAGAUCAGUCAGCGGGGCAGUUUGGUUCAUGUCAGCAGGUCAGUAAGCCCCUCCACCCCCUCAGGGCCGCAGCCCCUCAUGGCCCAGAAGUUUACCCCAGCCCAGCCCAUGAUGGGAUUAAUGGGGCACUCGCCCUUCCAGUUUGCUCCCCCCCCCUCCAACCUCACAGAGAAAGUAAAUCUGGGGCUAGCCCUCACAACAUUCAUACAAUCCCCAACAUCAACAGAAAAGUGA